Messenger RNA from Silurus meridionalis, 3768 nucleotides. It is a transcript of the gene znf280d, whose product is annotated as zinc finger protein 280D. Lineage: Eukaryota; Metazoa; Chordata; Actinopteri; Siluriformes; Siluridae. The transcript has 21 exons. The coding region runs from base 36 to 3056 and encodes 1006 amino acids. The record is from RefSeq and is a predicted model, not a curated record. Gene Ontology annotation, biological process: regulation of DNA-templated transcription. Gene Ontology annotation, molecular function: DNA-binding transcription factor activity, RNA polymerase II-specific; RNA polymerase II cis-regulatory region sequence-specific DNA binding.
CCUCCUGUGUUUCCCAUCAUGCACCGGGGCGGUUCAUGCUAGCAGCUUUGCCCGGUUGCGCGCGAGCUCCGGUGUGCCCGUUAACCGGCGGGAGUGUCAGGGGCUGUAUUGGAGCAGGGAAGUGUCUGAAAUGUUCUGGAGCUGAUCCAGGAUCAGAGUUGGAACCUGGCUCCUCAAUAAAGAUCUCACUGACCCAUCAUCUUCCUCAUUGUGAUGGUCCGACCAUGUCUGAGCUGUUUAUGGAAUGUGAGGAGGAGGAGUUGGAGCCAUGGCAGAGAGCGAUCCCAGAAAUCAGUCUGAUCGACGACGAUGACGACGACGAACCGAUAUUCGUAGGCGAAAUCUGCAGCUCCAAGCCGACUCCUAUCGUCAGGACGGGUACGGGUGUUGGCUACCAGCGUAAUCAACCAAACGUCACAUUCCAACGGGUCACCGCACAGACCUCACCCCAAAAGACGGGUCCGGCUCAGAUCAACUCUGCCAAACAGUCUCCUCAACUCCCCCUCCGAGGUUCAUCACAGCCAGUCUUCAUCCCAGUCAGCACCCACACGGCACCGCUGCAGCCUGGACCCAGAUUAAUGAACACUGUUUCUCCUCAGCCCAUCAUCAUCAACAAUCAGGGUUAUAUAGUGGCAUCCCCACAAAACUUCAAUAAUAACUCAUCGUUCAUCACGCCCGUGGGCUCUCAGUAUCCACAGGGGACAUCGUUCACAGUUGUGCCAGAUAUAGCAGGUCAGCCGAUGGCACCGCAGGCUGCCGCACCGCCUAAACCGGUGCCAGGUGUCAUCCACCGUCCCCAAGUGCAGUUAAUCCAAAACAACGUAGUGACCCUGUCGAACGUCCAGGGUCCUGCUGACAUCUCCUCCAACCAGUCCCACUUCAGUGCCAGCCCACGCUCUAUCCAGCACAGCCCUCAAAGCAAAUCCGGCUCCGUGAGCUCUUCCAAACACGUCCCACCUACUCUACAAGCUGUGAACAACCGCGGUGUGUAUAACGGAAAAAUGAAACGUAGCACCCUGACUCACCCCGAGUCGAACCACGGCACUUCGAAAAGAACCAAAAUCGACAUGGAAAACGAGAGUCCCUUGGCUAGGAAGUGUCCCAAAUGCCACAUUCACUUCAACCUGAUAGAGCCACUGAAAACUCACAUGCAGAUCUGCUGCCCGAACUCGCUGGACGCCAUCCUUCCUUCGACCUCGAAGACGGACCGAGCCGCGUUGCCGGUGCGGUUGUAUGAAGCGGAGCGAGGGAAGCUCAUCAUGCUGGUGUCGGAGUUCUACUACGGGAAAUGCGAGGGCGAUCAGUCUGCCUCUCGCGAGCAAAAGUCUCACACGACGUUCAAGUGCAACAGCUGUUUAAAAAUCCUCAAGAACAACAUCAGGUUUAUGAACCACAUGAAGCAUCACUUGGAGCUGGAGAAGCAGAACAGUGAGAGCUGGGAAAGUCACACUACAUGCCAGCACUGUUACCGGCAGUAUUCCACGCCGUUCCAGCUGCAGUGCCACAUAGAAAGCGCCCACAGCCCAUACGAGUCCACCACUAAUUGCAAGAUUUGUGAACUGGCCUUUGAGACCGAACAAGUGCUGUUGGAACACAUGAAGGACAAUCACAAACCAGGAGAGAUGCCGUACGGCUGUCAGGUCUGCAACUACAGAUCGUCGUUCUUCUCGGAUGUAGAGAACCAUUUCCGCAGCGUCCAUGAAAACACUAAAGACCUCCUCUGUCCGUUCUGCCUUAAAGUCCUGCGCAGUGCACACAUGUACAUGCAGCAUUACAUGAAACACCAGAAAAAAGGAAUCCAGCGCUGUGGAAAGUGCAGGUUGAAUUUUCUUACCUACAAGGAAAAAGUGGAGCACAAAGCGCUUCAUCAUCGGACUUAUAAAAAACCGAAAAGCCUUGAAGGUCUUCCUCCAGGAACAAAGGUGACAAUUCGAGCUUCGCUCAGUGGAGGAUCUACGAUGUGUCCCUCCGCUCCUGGCAAGUCGUACGUCAACCUCGUCCCCACGAGCCCAGAUACGGUCAAACCCACCACUCACAAGUCCUACUACAACGUAGGGAAGAUGAAGACGAACCAGAGCAAUAAGAACCGCACGUCUUUUCCCAACACCGAGCUCAAAGGACUGAAGCUUCUACCAGGAGUGCACAAAUGCAUCGAGUGUCAAAAUGAGGUUACAGAACCGUACAGUCAUUACCCCAUAUCACUAAAGUGUUUUGUAUGCAAGUAUCGGACGAGCUGCCAGAAGGCUUUCAGAAGACAUCGGUUGAGGUUUCACAGCAGCUCUUCGAAACUGCGACUGAACAAAGUGACCAGACCUCUGCGUGGUGUACGGAGUCUGACUCUUGUCUGUUUGAACUGCGAGUUCCUGGCCGACGCAUCUGACGCCAACCGGAUGUGUGAGCACCUGAUCAGCAGACCCAAUCACAGCUGCCAGGUCAUUUUAGAGACAGAUGCGGAUGUGACGGCGGAGAGGUCAGCACUUUCUGACACUGAUAAGGUCGAACCCCAAAGUCCAAAAGCAGAAGUGAGCAGUUCUGACAGUUCUGUUGAAACCAAAGUUCCUUCUUCACAAGCCUCCUCCAUGGAACCAGGUUUGAACGAAGAGGACUCCCUGAGCAUCGGAAGCGUGUGGAGCGAAGGACGUGUACCCGAGCCGGAUCAGAACCAGGUCGCGCCUCAAACCGUCCACCGAGAACCCAUAGCCGAUACGGAGCAGCCCCGAAGCUCCGAGCCUACAGCCGAGAACGGCUCUGCGAGGACAGAACCCGAGAACGGCUCUGCGAGGACAGAACCCGAGAACGGCUCUGCGAGGACAGAACCCGAGAACGCUGACGCUCCGGUCGAGUCCUGCAUCCCGACGGAAAACGGAUGCACCGUGAGCGCGGACGACUUCCUGAACAAAGGCGAUGAAGCGGAGUCGGUCAGCGUGCACACGCUCCUCGAGCCUCUCACUCCCUCCAAGGUCCUCGAAAGCGACCAAGCCGAAAACGGACCGGAACCGAAAAACUGUAAACGAGACGUGGAGGAGGACAACACCUCAGGCCUGAUCAGCACCUAGAAGACCUUCGCUUUCCAGUAGCAUAGGACAGGAACGCCUCCAUUUUUACUGAAACAGAUGUUUUUUUUAAUCUGACUAUAAAACGUACUUUUACAAUCGUUACAUCACGUGAUCCAGAGCAUUCUUCAGUUCGGAAAAAAAAGUGAAACUUCAAUCGAGGAAACUCAAUUACGUGAGUGUCCUUUUAAAAAAAAAAAAAAAAAAAAAGGGUUUGCCUUUUAUAAAGAAUCAUUGCCCAUUUCAGGAGCAAACUCCAAGACUGUGAAAUGACCUGCAAUCAGCAUUGGGUUUUUUAUAAUAAUAAUAAUAAUAAUAAUAAUAAUAUUUCCCUGUUACACACCAGGAACCUCAAAGACUUUCAGGAAGACCAGAUCUUGGUCUUGGUGUCUGAUAAAUACAACGGAUCUCCGGGGGGGGGGUUUAAGAAAAGAAAGAGAGUUUUAUUGUUUUCAGUGUAAAACACUUUGAUAUACUUCUUUUAAAUAGGAAAAGGAGGUUCUAUGAGUAUCAGUGACACUGUUCUAGUUAUUCACGCUGGACACACAGGCUCAGAGGUAAGACUCCAUCCAAUGUCUUCACUCUAAUUACAACCAAUAAAAAUGAACUUUUUUCCUUUUACUCUCUUUUACUCCAUGCCUUGCAUCACCGUGCUGCUCCAGGGGUUCUGAAAAAUGUAAAAAGAAAAUAAAAAAAAUCCAAAUUUUAGUCUUCA